This is a messenger RNA of Lasiodiplodia theobromae, 1818 nucleotides long. RefSeq lists its product as uncharacterized. The transcript is spliced from 4 exons. Lineage: Eukaryota; Fungi; Ascomycota; Dothideomycetes; Botryosphaeriales; Botryosphaeriaceae. The record is from RefSeq and is a predicted model, not a curated record. The coding region runs from base 1 to 1818 and encodes 605 amino acids.
AUGAGUGGGAUCGAAAUCGCAGGGCUUGCGCUUGGAGCUUUCCCACUAAUAAUCAGCGCUCUGGAUGGAAUAAAGGAGUGUUCAAAAGUGCCAAAGCAAUGGCGCAACAUUCGGAAAGAGCAUAAAGCGUGGAAGAGGGAGUUGAUCGUGCAGGAAAUGAUCCUCAGACUGACCCUUGAAAAGCUCCUGCUUCCUCUUGUUCCCGAGAACCAGUCCCAGACAUUGGACGAUCUUCUGAACGACCCUGCUGGCUCUCUCUGGAGUGAGCCUUCACUUGUGCAGAAACUCAACGAACGUCUCCGAUUUACUCUUGAUCAGUAUCUUGAAGUGAUUCAAGCGCUGAAAGAAUCACUGGAGGAACUUAGUACCCAGCUUGGAAUGAACAAGGAGCACUUCCAAAACAUUCUUCUUGGAAAUGCACCGAUCAACGAGCGAAAAUCCAAAAUUCUCGCUAAAAUCGAGUUUGAGUACGUCCGGCUGAAAUUUAGUACAUCGAGUACCGAGCGGAACGAGACACUUAGGAAGAUCGAAAGAUACAAUGAACAACUUUCCAAGCUUCUUCAAGGCUGUGAUGAGGUGUCGGCUUUGGAGGAGUCCCGGCUCGCUCGCAGGAGCAAAGGUCGCAUUGAUCCCAGGCUGACAGACUUCCAUCGGCAUGCAGACCAGCUGUACACGAUGCUAAGCAAGGCUUGGCAGUGUCCACGCAGGAGCCAACAUUCUGUUCAGCUUCAGCUGCGACAUCGAAAGACAGCUGAAUUCAACUUUACUGUGUUCUUUGUCUUCGGACGAUCGAUGCCUGCGCCACUUCCACAGUGGACAUGGCGCGAAACAAAAAUCAUGAUGAUUGAGCAGGCAAAAUCCCAACAAGACCUGAAAAUGGGAUCGGCAUCCACGCUGGAAACUGCACCCAUCACGACAUCAGAACAACCUGGAGGCUCUGAUUCGGGUUUCCACAUUCGGGGCAGUGCGAAGAGACGCAAGUUAGAGGGCGAAAAUCACUGUCCUACCAAGUCUCCAGUAAAAACUCCGAAGAAGCGGGUGGGUUUUGCAGAUUCUCCCGUGAAGUCUGACUCAAUCGGCGCUCCCUCUUCGCUUUCUGCACCCCAGAGAUCCAAGUGCGACGAUGAGAUCACGAACCUUUGCUCGGUCAUGGCAUCUUCGACGUUGACGUAUUUCGGAAUCCUUCGACAUCACCACGAAGAGUAUUCCGUCUACCCCGUCCUAAAUCCCCAAGCCCCAACAGAUCCCCGGGAUACAGUCACGCUUCGGACAGUCCUUGACAAAUCUCUUGGGAUUUACCUCAGCCGAAAGCAGCGCUUCUUCAUUGGACUGACACUGGCAUCCUCAUAUCUCCAGUUGCACUCCACGCAAUGGCUAAAGAGUCACUGGACCAAGUCCGACAUCUUGUUUCCCCGCCACGGUGACAAUGUCGCGGUAGAAGAACCAUUCGUCUCGAGAGGCCUGAGUACGGGAGUGCUGGAUGGGAGCAUGCCUGCAAGCUCUCACGGUAUCGUCUCACUCGGGAUUAUGCUGCUGGAGCUGGCAUUCAAUAUGACACUUGAGGAAUACGAUCGCGAGCGCAAAUACGUGUCUCCAGAAGGGAAGCGGGAUGCGCAGCUGACUUGGCUUGCGGCGGUCAACUGGUCCAAUUCCGCUGCGGAGGAUGCGGGUAUCGAUUUCGCGGAUGCGGUGAAGUGGUGCUUGCAAGGACAGCUGAUAGCAGUGCAGGACAAAGAGUGGCGGAAGGAGCUGGUGGCCAAUGUUCUUGAGCCGCUACAGAGGUUCUACGGCGUCUUUGAAAGGAUCGCGAGACAGUAG